ACAUUGCGGGUCGGGUGCACAGCGCGUGUUAGGGUUUCUUUCGAUCCCUUUCCGUCGUUGCCGUGCUUAGAUUCCCAGAGAUCCUGAACCAAAAAUCCUUUCUCUCUCUCUCUCGGCAAUGGGCAAGAAAUCGAGAAAGGCUCGCGACGAAGAUAAUCAAGAAGUUUCCCCUAAUUCCGGUUCAAACCCUAAUUCCUGCAGCAUUUUUAAAACCCUGUUCGGCGAAAUAUCGGAAGAUGCCGCCGCUGCAACAUUAUUUUCCGAUGACAAUCCGUUUCGAAGAAAACCCGCUAGCGUUUCUCAAGAACCACCGCAAACCGAGCUAGCGUUAGCAUCCGAUGCUUAUGAAGUUAAGGAUUCAGAGUCAAAGAAGAGGAAGGAGAAGAAGAAGAAGAAGAGAGAGGAGAGUGUUGUAUCAGAACUUGAUAAUGAAGUUGGAGAGCAAGAUGGAAACAGAGAACGGAAGAAAUUAAAGAACUUUGAACCUGGGAAGCAUGAAGACAUUGGCAAGGAAAAUAAGAAGAGAAAGAGGGACGAUAUUGAGGCGGAGUAUGAAGUAAAACGAUAUGGAUUGCAGGAGGUUGCAAAGCCGGAAUCAGGAAGUGGGAAGGUUGGGGAGAAGAGGAAGAAAAUGGAUAACCCAGAGGAUGUGAUGGUGUCGAAGGAGGGAUUUGAUGAUGAGAACAAGCUAUUGAGGACUAUCUUUGUUGGGAAUGUACCUCUGAAGACUAAGAAGAAGACAUUAUUGAAGGAAUUCUCAAAGUAUGGAGAGAUUGAGAGCCUUAGAAUCCGAUCUGUUCCGAUUGCUGAUACCAAAGCUCCAAGGAAGGCUGCUGUACUCAUGAAGAAUUUCAAUGAGAAUGCCGAUUGUGUACAUGCUUACAUCGUAUUUAAAAGUGAGGACUCUGCCCAAGCUUCAUUGGCACAUAACAUGACAGUGGUAGAAGGAAAUCACAUCCGGGUGGACAGGGCAUGCCCUCCUAGGAAGAAGAUAAAGGGAGACAAUGCACCCUUGUAUGAUAAUAAAAGGACACUGUUUGUGGGCAACCUCCCUUUUGAUGUUAAGGAUGAAGAAUUAUAUCAGUUGCUCUGUGGUAUUAAAACUCAAACUCAGGAUACAAUUGUGGAAGCUGUUCGUGUUAUCAGAGACCCCAAUACACAUGUGGGAAAAGGUUUUGCUUAUGUGUUAUUUAAAACAAGGGAAGCUGCAAAUCUUGUUGUCAAGAAGCAUCUGAAGUUACGGGAUCGGGAGCUGAGACUCUCUCAUGCCAAGGAAAAUGUAACCCCGUCAAAGAGAAAGAAUCCAAAUGACGAUAGUAACCCUGCUCCAACAAAGUGGCCUCCAGGAGGCCAGCGACCUGAAAAGGCUUCUUCUUCUUCUCUAUCCUACCAGGGUAUGAGGGCAAAUAAGCCCACUAGCGGCCAGAAGAGGUUCCGUCCUACAACCGCUGGGGACCAGCCAAAGUUCAAACCAAAGUCGCGGGAUGGGAAGAAGAGACAAACCAAGAGGCCGGCGGUUGCUGCCAGAAAGGCAAGAGAACUUAGUAAUGCUGCCUCUGCCGCUGCUGGUGGCGGCCCCCACGGGACCAAGCGGAAGCUAGAAAACCGUACCCCGUCAAGUUCAGGUAAGAGGAACACAAAGGCUAGAAAAAUCGGAUAGGGAAGUUCAUUGUGUACUAUCAUAUGGAUGUGGACUAGGAGUUUGGAAAUGUUUUAAUUAACAUUUAUAUUGACACUUGACAAAAUCUUGAGUUACUAUUUCAGGAUGAUGAUAACUUUUAUUUAUUUAUACGAGUAUUAUUUUAUUGACAUUUGAUAAUAUAAUACAAUUCUCAGU
This is a messenger RNA of Cuscuta campestris, 1837 nucleotides long. The record is from the annotation of a GenBank genome assembly. Lineage: Eukaryota; Viridiplantae; Streptophyta; Magnoliopsida; Solanales; Convolvulaceae.